This is a messenger RNA of Hipposideros armiger (great roundleaf bat), 1038 nucleotides long. It is a transcript of the gene CALHM3, whose product is annotated as calcium homeostasis modulator 3. NCBI's taxonomy places the organism in Eukaryota, Metazoa, Chordata, Mammalia, Chiroptera, Hipposideridae. The record is from RefSeq and is a predicted model, not a curated record. The transcript is spliced from 3 exons. Gene Ontology annotation, molecular function: monoatomic cation channel activity. Gene Ontology annotation, cellular component: plasma membrane. Bases 1 to 1038 code for a protein of 345 amino acids.
AUGGAUAAGUUCCGCUUGCUUUUCCAGCACUUCCAGUCCAGCUCAGAGUCGGUGAUGAACGGCAUCUGCCUGCUGCUGGCCGCGGUCACCGUCAAGCUGUACUCAUCCUUCGACUUCAACUGCCCCUGCCUGGCACGCUACAAUGCUCUCUACGGCCUGGGCCUGCUGUUCACACCCCCACUCGCCCUUUUCUUCUGCGGCCUCCUCGCCAACCGGCAGUCCGUGGUGAUGGUUGAGGAGUGGCGCCGGCCCGCAGGGCAUCGGAGGAAAGACCCAGGCAUCAUCAGGUAUAUGUGUUCCUCCGUGCUGCAGAGAGCACUGGCUGCCCCCCUUGUCUGGAUCCUGCUGGCCCUCCUUGAUGGGAAGUGCUUUGUGUGUGCCUUCAGCAGCUCCGUGGACCCCGAGAAGUUUCUGGACCUCGCCAACAUGACCCCCAGCCAGGUGCAGCUCUUCCUGGCCAAGGUGCCCUGCAAGGAGGAUGAGCUGGUCAGGAACAGCCCUGCUCGAAAGGCAGUGUCUCGCUACCUGCGGUGCCUGUCACAGGCCAUCGGCUGGAGCACCACCCUGCUGCUGAUCAUCCUGGCCUUCCUGGCCCGCUGCCUGAGGCCCUGCUUCGACCAAACAGUCUUCCUGCAGCGCAGAUACUGGAGCAACUAUGUGGACCUGGAGCAGAAGCUCUUCGACGAGACGUGCUGUGAGCACGCGCGGGACUUCGCGCACCGCUGCGUGCUGCACUUCUUCGCCAGCAUGCAGAGCGAGAUGCGGGCGCGGGGGCUGCGACGAGACAGGGUGGGUGAGGGCGCCGAGCCCCCCGAGAUGCCCGAGCCCCCUGAGGGUCUGGAGGGGGGAAGUGGGAAGGCCCACCUGCGCGCAGUCUCCAGUCAAGAGCAGGUGGAUCAUCUCCUGAGCGCAUGGUACUCCAGCAAACCGCCACUGGACCUCGCGGCAUCAUCCCCUGGGCUCUGGGGGCUUGGCCUCAGCCACCGCGCCCCUACUGGGGCCCCCAGCACCAAGCUGUCCCCACACACCGAUGUGUAG